AAGCAGAUGUUCCUCCUCUGGUGCCAAUUCUUACAAUUUUUCUUUUGCAUUUGGAGAAGGUGUUCUUUCGCCGGGAAGGCUGCAAAGUGACAAGAAACAACAAGAAAACUGGACUCCCUCCUCGGCUCAGUGAGAGAGGGAGAGUUGUGAGCGGAUAGCGGCUUUUUUUUCUCCUCCCCGGACAAAUACAGUACAGUCAACCCGCGGCGGCGAGCGAGGAAGCGGCUGUAUUUACCACACCUGUGAUGCGUUGUUCUGAGCAACGAAGACGCACGACCGGGAUACAGAUGGCCACGCUACGGCGGGAGGAUAUGUGUUGAGGAAAGAAGGACUUGGGCGUUGAGAUAAAGGCGUGAAGUGCCACAGAGGACACUCUCCGGACCUUAAACAGUUCAGUGUGCCCAGCGUUUCUUCUCUGCUCCCUGCCUUUUGAAACUUAAGUGAUAAAAAAAAGCACGAAGAUGCCCUUACUUCUGGGCCCCUUUGUCCGCUGUAGGUUCAGCGCUACGCUCCUUGUGCUCUGGCUCGUGUUCGCUGGCUUCACCUGCACUGGCUCAGAGCACGCUGCCACAGCAACACUUCCUGCCGCCUUCUCGGACCUGUUACCUCACUUCCUGGUGGAGCCAGAGGACGAGUACAUUGUGAAGAACAAGCCGGUGACGCUGACCUGCCGCUCUACACCAGCUACGCAGAUUUACUUCAAGUGCAACGGCGAGUGGGUUCACCAGGACGACCAUUUGAUUGAGCGUACUGUUGACCCAGCCACAGCGCUGCCAGUCAUGCAGGUGACAAUUGACAUAACCAGACAGCAGGUGGAGAAGAUCUUCGGUCUCGAUGAGUACUGGUGUCAGUGUGUCGCCUGGAGUACCACCGGAACCCAGAAGAGCCAAAAAGCGUACAUCAGAAUUGCUUACCUGAGAAAGAACUUUGAGGAGGAGCCGCAGGGUAAAGAGGUGGCAUUGGACCAGGAGGUGUUACUGCGCUGCCAUCCCCCCGAGGGAGUGCCACAAGCCGAGGUGGAGUGGCAGAGAAACGAGGAUGUUGUCAACCCAGUGAGCGACCCCAAUUUUUUCAUCACGGCUGACCACAAUCUCGUCAUCAAAAAAGCCCGGCUGGCGGACACAGGCAACUACACGUGUGUGGCCAAAAACAUCGUCGCUCGCCGCAAAAGCACCUCUGCCACGGUCCUAGUCUAUGUUGACGGAGGCUGGAGUGAGUGGAGCAAGUGGUCGGCGUGCGGCGCAGACUGUUCGAUGUGGAGGAGCAGGGAGUGCACCCAGCCUUCACCUGGCACAGGGGGCAAAGACUGCCAGGGGCUCGACCUCCAGUCUCUCAACUGUACCAGCGAGCAGUGCCCACAGACUGUGAGCGGGGCAGAGGACGUGGCACUCUACGUGGGCAUGGUGGCGGUGGCUCUGUGUUUAACCCUGCUUCUCAUCGUGGUGGUCUUGGUCUACCGGCGCAAGAAGGAGGGCCUGGAUGCCGACGUGGCAGACUCCUCCAUCCUCACCACUGGCUUUCAGCCCAUGGGCAUCAAGCCCAGCAAGCCAGAGAAUUCCCAUUUGCUCACCAUCCAGCCUGAUCUAACCACUACCACCACCAGUUACCAAGGCACCCUACGCUCUCGCCAUGAUGCCACUGGGAAGUUUUCAAUGACCAACGGGCCUCUGCUGGACCCGCUUCCCAACGGCUCGCACACUCUGCACAAUGGCAAGCUUAAUUCGGACCAUGCUGAGUUUGUGAGCAGGCUGUCUACUCAGAGCUACUUUAAAACGCUGCCUCGUGAUGUAGCCAAUACCUCCUAUGGGACCUUCAACUUCCUGGGAGGGAGGCUGACAAUCCCCAACACAGGAAUCAGUCUGCUCAUUCCUCCCGAGGCCAUCCCCAGAGGAAAGAUCUAUGAGAUUUAUCUCACUGUUCAGAGGAAGGAAGAUUUAAGGUUACCCCUGGCUGGCUGCCAGACCCUGCUCAGUCCCGUUGUGAGUUGUGGCCCUCCUGGGGUGGUCCUGAGCCGGCCAGUUAUCCUCAGCAUGGACCACUGCUCUGACGCAUGCCUCGAUAACUGGGCCGUCCGCCUCAAGAAGCAGAACUAUGAGGGCGCUUGGGAGGACGUCCUGCUGAUGGGGGAGGAGCUGGUGUCGGAGCCCUAUUAUUGCCAGCUUGAGGCCGAGACGUGCCGGCUUUUCACAGAGCAGCUGGGCACCCUCGCCCUGGUGGGAGAGUCCCUGCACAUGGGCGCUGCCAAGCGCCUGAGGCUGGUGCUCUUCUCUGACGCAUACUGCUCCACGCUGGAGUACAACAUCAGGGUCUACUGUAUGGACGACACGCAGGACGUCUUCAAGGAGGUGAUGCAGAUGGAGCGCCAGCUCGGGGGUCGGCUGAUUGACGAGCCUCACGUCCUGCUUUUCAAAGACAGCUACCACAACCUGCGCCUCUCCAUCCAUGACAUGCCCCAGGCACACUGGAGGAGCAAGCUGCUAGCCGGCUACCAGGAGAUCCCGUUCUACCACAUCUGGAAUGGUUCCCAGCGGUACCUGCACUGCACGUUCACUCUGGAGCGACUCAGCCUCAGCACCUGUGAGCUCACCUGCCAGCUGUGCGUGUGGCAGGUGGAGGGGGAGGGGCAGAGCUUUAGCCUCGACUUUAACAUUGCCAAGGACACCCGAGCUGUGGACUCUGAGUUUCUGUUAAUGGACAGUAACGCCACAGCUCUGGCAGGGCCCAGCGCCUUUCAGAUCCCGUACCUCAUCAGGCAGAAGAUCUGCAGCAGCCUGGAUGCCCCCUGUCCCAACGGAGCCGACUGGAGAAUGCUAGCACAAAGACUUAAACUUGAGAGACACAUGAGUUUCUUUGCAUCCAAAGCGAGCCCAACCUCUGUGAUCCUGGACCUGUGGGAGGCACAACAUUUCCACAGUGGCAACAUCAACCAGCUGGCCACGGUCAUGGCUGACAUUGGCAAACAGGAAGCCAUGAUAUUCCUGGUCUCUGAUGGCGAGUGCUAACCCAGAACAGGGGGAGAGACUGGUGCAGAGGAAAAGUACAGAACACAACACAAAAAAAAAAAAAAAACAACGGCAGCAGGAAUCGAAGAGGAGAGCUCUCCCAAUGUCCCUCUUCUUCACUCCAGAAGAUAGUAAAGGGUUUAUAUAGGAUUGAGUCCGUUUCCCAUCGAACAGAGUAAAAAUCUUUAAACUGACCAAAUAAGGGAAAAGGAAGUGUUUAGGGGUGUGGGGAAAUGUAUCCAUGAACUCAGUAUAGAAAAUACCCUUUAUUUUCCAUCAAAGAUCUAAGUUAAAUUAGUUCACACCAUGGCUCUACUUUAAAGAUAACAUUAAAUUAACUUCAUGCCUUUUUUUAUAAAUAGCCCAUUAUGGCUAAUCUGGAGCAAUAUGCAAACGUAAUGCUAUUACUAAUGGCCUAUAUUUCGCAAAUUCAAUGAAUCAUUUUUGAACCUAGAAAAUGAUUAAAAAUUAAAUAAAAGGGAUGUGACAAAAGGUGCCAGUCAUUUCAGGUUCAAGAGAACAGGCGACAUAUGCAACUGGCAGAUUUGUUACAUGACAUUAAAACAGACACUGAGCACAUUUUUGACAAGGUCAUCAGGGUCUGUAAGCGUCCCCUCCCGUCCCGCCUACUCCCAAACCCUGUCUUAUAUGUGUCAUUAUCUGUUUCUUAAAACACACACAUAGAUGGCUUGUAGCACAUCCUGGACUCGCAGGUUUAAAAUAGAUUGUACGUAUGUCAGAGGCCCAAAAACCUGUCUCAUCUCGUUUGUGUGUUUUUUAGUCCAACCGGUAUCACUACUGUGAAUGUAACAUCUUGACAUCUUGAUUCAGCGAGACGCUUCGCAGCUUUCCUGCUUCUAAAUCAAUAUAUGUGGGGUUUGGGUUCUUUGAACUUUUUUGAGGGGGGAGUGAGUAAUAUCUUCACUAAAGUCAUAUUUCAGAAGCCAUUUCUAUGGAAACCCUGUGAAUUUGAUCUGUCCGCGUCUCGCAUUACCCCAAUCGUUCAUCGUGGCUUUUUUUUUUUUUCAAAUUCCACAGCUAAUAAAGGAGCCAUAGGCUUCCAGCUGCAUAUACGUGAACACUGAAUGUCGUCAAAGCUCAUUUCUAAAAUGACAUCUUCCUCCUGAUUACAUUGAUUCUGUAGCAGAGAGGAUGUUAAAACAUAAAAGCAUGGCCAAAAGGGUUAUUAUCCCAUAUGAAUAAUGCAGAGCACUUUCCCACAGAAGAUCUGUCAACAAAUUCUUCAAAAUUCUUCAAAACCAGAUUACUCACGUUGAAAGAGUGGCUGUGCAACUUUGUUUUUAUAAUUCAUAGUGGGAAUUCUAUAUUUGCUGUGUGGCAAACAGUAUUUCCACAUCAGAGAAACGCCUGUCUCUCAGAGAAAGUUAAGAGUGGCUUAUACAUAAUGUCACGCCUCUGCUCACAAAAGAUGCUUUGAAAGGAUUUUUUUCAGUUUUAUUUCCAGCCAGGAUGGCAAAAAUGAUCCAGCAGAUUCAUGCAACAAAUCAUAAACUGCAACUACGCACUUGCUUAUCAUAUUUUGCUACUGCAUUCAUUUACAGAGUUUUUUCCUAUUAUUAAUGGAUCUGUCAGGUCAGGCAACAUAAAAUACACAAAAUAUCUUUAAAGUGCAGUGGAUCAGUAAUUAUUCUUUGUAAAAGGUGUGAGCAAUCCCAAACUAGCCAUAGUUCUCUCUCCGUCUGCCUCAGGGUUGCAUGUGAAGUUGUCUGUUCAAGUUGUAAAGAGAGCCCCUUUUCAUUCAGUCCCUCCCUAUUCAAACAGCUAGCACAGCCCAUCUUACCAGCUCCUGUGGCUUCAACCUUUAACACUAACUGGAGCCUCUUUUAUGAUUGUCAGAUAUUUGGAAUGUACAUUUAUGUUUCCUUGUAGUGGGGGAAAAGUGUGUCUUUCUUUUUUCCCUUUAAGUGUUUAGAAGUUACUUUAUAUUUGUGUGGCAUCUCGGCACCCGUUCAGCCUCUUUCUCAUCCUGCAAAACACGCCUCCUCUUGACCAACGCGUUUUUACAAACUCCUGUAUUAUUUGAUGUAGAGAUGCCAUGAAAUCAAAUUUAAAAUGUUUUUUAUCCACUUUAAAAAACCCUUGGAUCAAGCCCCAUUCAGACAAAACGACGAUAUCACCUUAAAUAAAUCUUUUCAUGUUGAAAUGGAUCAUCGUCACAUGUAAUAUGUAAAUACUUUUUCUAUACCAGCCGUGUGCUGUCACUUUGCAUAGUGUAUAUCAGCAGAAUUGGUAACCAAAGUUUUAUGAAUAUCAUUUGAGGCCACUACAUCCUCAUAUUGUAUCCAUUAAAUAUUGUUUAAGCAUUGUUUUACUUGCAGCUAGUAUAGAAUAAGUCAGAGUUGCUGUCUCUUCUAAACUGCGGACAGUCCGGAUCAUUUCUAUAUCUCAUUUACUCGCUUUUGUCUUUGAGGCAAGUUAAUGCUGUUUGUUCAAGCGGUAAUAUGUGUCAGUUUAUUUUAUCACUUUGUAAAGAAAUGUAAAUUAUAUUUUAAUAUGAAGCCAAAAAAAGACACUUAACUGGCGCAGCAUUUGUCAAGUCUAAACCGUGACGUGUUUGCCUAUAUACUGUUCUUUGGCGAUCUAGCAGUGAAGACUUUUUGCAGUGUUAAGGGUUUAGAGACUGUUUUACAGGAAGUUUCUAUACAUAUUUUGUUCGUCCUUACUCUGCAUAUGUCUACCUGAUUAUUUCUCUAACUGUAAGCAUUUAAAUACAAGGUGGAAAUAGUCACUAAUGCUUAGUGGAUCACUACACUAGGACAUCAGUUCUCGGACACUGACGAGCCAGUGUUAACGCAGCAUGUUUUCGAUGAGCCAUGGCAGUUGUACAGUCAGACUGUGUGUGUGAAACUCUAUCACCUCUGUCAUUGUCUUGGAUGUGUUGUCUAAGCACAUUUCAGUAAUGUAAUUCACCAGCCGCCAGGAUGUUCAGCAUCUAUCUUCACAUCUCGUCCAACAAAUCUAACAAAUCUGCAAUUACUGUGCGUGUGUGAUGAAUACAGUUCCCUUCAUGAUGAGAUGUGGGCCUGAUAGUGGUGUCUAAGACUUGUGUCAGUAACAUAAAUGCUUUGUUCAAAGGUUUAUAAGUUUACCCCCGAGUUAUGGGGGCAGGGGGAUUGUUGCAUCUCACAACUGUACUUUUUGUGUCACUCAUUACUAUUCAGUGUCAAGGACGUGUGUGUGUGUGUGCGUGAGUGAAUGAGUGAGUGACUGGGUGUGUGCAUACCUCCCUGUCACUCUCUGACUGAACUGUUUUCUUUUUGAACUAAGAACAAUAGACUUAUGUACUUGUGAAUGGUUUUUCUAUUUAGUUCCUUGAUUCAAUGUUCCUUGCCUUUCUGCAAGUCAAAAAUGCUGUAUUUAUUACAUGCCACAGCGCUUAUGCAAUUGUAUAAUCCUUUUGUUUGUUUUUUUGUUUUUUUAACCUUUUGUGUUCCUUAUCGUCAAUGUAAAUUGUUGUCAAAACUUUUGUGGCAAUGGAAAAACUUCUGCUAAGGGAGAUUUUCUGUACUUUUUUGGACAAUGAUAUGGAUUUGUGGGUAGAAUUUUGGAAAUUCGUUUCUAAGUGCUUUCAAGUAUUUACUUGGCCUUAUGUAUAUAUAUAUCUAUGACAUUUCAGAAAGGUAUGUAUAGUAAUUCAACCUGAAAUUGUUGUAAAUAAAUUAUAUAUUGUUAAA
Messenger RNA from Morone saxatilis (striped sea-bass), 6697 nucleotides. It is a transcript of the gene unc5a, whose product is annotated as unc-5 netrin receptor A. The transcript has 15 exons. The record is from RefSeq and is a predicted model, not a curated record. Gene Ontology annotation, biological process: anterior/posterior axon guidance; netrin-activated signaling pathway. NCBI's taxonomy places the organism in Eukaryota, Metazoa, Chordata, Actinopteri, Moronidae. Gene Ontology annotation, molecular function: protein binding; netrin receptor activity. The coding region runs from base 462 to 3002 and encodes 846 amino acids. Gene Ontology annotation, cellular component: membrane.